This is a messenger RNA of Betta splendens (Siamese fighting fish), 1000 nucleotides long. RefSeq names its product FSHD region gene 1 (gene frg1). Gene Ontology annotation, molecular function: actin filament binding. Gene Ontology annotation, cellular component: nucleolus; striated muscle dense body; catalytic step 2 spliceosome. The transcript is spliced from 9 exons. Lineage: Eukaryota; Metazoa; Chordata; Actinopteri; Anabantiformes; Osphronemidae. The record is from RefSeq and is a predicted model, not a curated record. The coding region runs from base 100 to 864 and encodes 254 amino acids.
UCUAUAGAAGUUGUAGACGCUCUGUGUUUGACCCUCCUCGGCCGCCGUAGAUGCUCAAUACAAGUUUGUGUAUCCUAUUUGUGAACACUCGCUAAAGAAAUGGCUGAAUAUUCACGUGUGAAAUCAACUAAGCUAGUUUUGAAGGGUCAAAACAAAGGGAAAAAGAAGAAGCACAAAGAUAAAAAUGGAAAAGCAGGAGAUGAACAUAAACUUGACAUUGUGGGUGGUUGGUGGUCAGUCAGUGGCUUUGGGGAAAUUACUGGUACAGUUGCCAUAGAGAUGCAGAACAACUCGUACAUCAGUGCCCUGGAUACUGGGCUCUUCACACUCGGUGCACCACACAAAGCUGAUGAAGGACCAGACCCUCCAGAACAGUUUACUGCCGUAAAGCUCUCAGAUUCUCGCAUAGCCUUAAAGUCUGGAUAUGGAAAGUACCUGGGUAUAAACUCUGAGGGUUUGGUGGUGGGGCGCUCUGAUGCCAUUGGAGCCAGGGAACAGUGGGAACCAGUUUUCCAGAAUGGCAAAAUGGCUCUCCUGGCAGCAAAUAGCUGUUUCAUCUCCUACAGUGACAGUGGGGACAUCGUGGCCAACAUCAAGAAAGCAGGGGAUGGUGAGAUGGUGAAGAUCAGAUCAAAUGCAGAACGAGAGGUCAAGAGUAAAGAUGACAUUGCAGAAGAGGACAGGGGCAACGUGAAGUCCUGUGAGCUCAGUUAUGUGAAAAAGUUUCAGAGUUUUCAAGAUCGGCGGCUCAGGAUUAAUGAGGGCGACCCCAACUCGCUAAAGAAAGCCAGAAUGGAUGGGAAGUUUCACGAAGAACUGCUUGACAGGAGAAGCAAAAUGAAAGCAGACAGGUACUGCAAGUAACGACUCAACUCUGCAGGCGACUGCCACGUCUUUGUAAAUGUCUUGAUUUUUAAAGAAACACCUUUCUUUUUAAUCUGAUGUUUUAUGUUGUUUAUGUUUCGUAUUUUUGAAUAAACAUAACAUGAUCAAACUAGUA